AUGACCAAUUCCACAAUGGUAAUGGAAUUUCUUCUCCUGGGCUCUCCUGAUGGCUGGAAUAUGAGAGUCCUCUAUUUCACGGUAUUCCUACUGACCUAUCUGAGUACUUUGUUAGGGAACCUGCUCAUCAUCACUGUCACCACUGCUGACGAGAACCUGCACACGCCCAUGUACUUCUUCCUCAGGAACCUGUCCAUCUUGGACAUGUGCUUCAUUUCCAUCACUGUCCCCAGUGCCUGUGUCAACUCCAUCACUGGCAACAGGGCCAUAUCAGUGGUUGGUUGUGCAACCCAGAUCUUCUUGGUCAUUUUUUGUGCAUGUGUGGAGAUGCUGUUUCUCACCAUCAUGGCCUGGGACCGCUAUGUGGCCUUCUGCCAGCCCCUCCAUUACCCCAUCAUCAUGAACCCUCAGUUUUGUGUCCGCAUGACCCUGGCUUCCCUGCUCAGUGGCCUGGUGUAUACAGGUGUGCACACUGGAAACACCUUCCGGCUAUCCUUCUGCCAGUCAAAUGAGGUCCAUCAGUUCUUCUGUGAUCUCCCCUCUCUGCUGAGGCUCUCCUGCUCUGACACCACCAGCAACAUGAUCCUUGUUCUUGUUUCUGUGGUGUUUGUGUGUGGUGCUUGCUUUAUUUUUAUUGUCACAUCAUAUAUACGCAUAUUUUCUACUGUGCUGAAAUCUCCCACCAGAGCCCCAAGCAAAGUCUUCUCCACCUGCACCCCUCACAUCCUCGUGGUGUCCAUCUUCCUCAGUUCUGGUGCAGGUGUGUACCUGAGACAUUCAGCAACCUCUGACACACUCCAGGACAUGCUUCUCUCUGCCUAUUAUACCAUGGUUCCUCCCUUCUUGAAUCCUAUCAUCUACAGUCUCAGGAACAAACAGGUAAAGGAAGCUGUGAGGAGAGUAAUAGAAAGACAGUUGUUCUCAGGGAAAUGA
Messenger RNA from Sciurus carolinensis (gray squirrel), 933 nucleotides. RefSeq names its product olfactory receptor 14C36-like. Gene Ontology annotation, cellular component: membrane. Gene Ontology annotation, biological process: G protein-coupled receptor signaling pathway. The transcript has a single exon. Gene Ontology annotation, molecular function: G protein-coupled receptor activity; olfactory receptor activity. Bases 1 to 933 code for a protein of 310 amino acids. NCBI's taxonomy places the organism in Eukaryota, Metazoa, Chordata, Mammalia, Rodentia, Sciuridae. The record is from RefSeq and is a predicted model, not a curated record.